This is a messenger RNA of Tilletiopsis washingtonensis, 1047 nucleotides long. RefSeq lists its product as hypothetical. The annotation marks the transcript as partial. The transcript has 3 exons. Lineage: Eukaryota; Fungi; Basidiomycota; Exobasidiomycetes; Entylomatales. The record is from RefSeq and is a predicted model, not a curated record.
UCGCGCCUGCGCUCUGCGCCGUCACUCUCUCUCUCUCUCUCCCUCUCCCUCUCGCUCGAGAAGCCGCAGCGCCCACGUGGCGCGCAGGCCGCCGGUCAUGGGUGCCAAACGUCGGCACAAUGUCGAGUUCUGCUGCUGCGCCAUUCCCCUCGUCAAUUUCGGCGCCUACGCCAUCCUGCUGGAGCACUCGCUGAUCGCCCUCUGCGUCAUCGUGCUCGCUCUCGCGCCGCCGUCCAUCGUCGCCGCCACCGGCUCGCUGCCUGCUUCCUGGCCCAAGAUCGUCGUGGCGCUGCUCGGCGUGCUCGUGCUGCUCCUGCAGCCGCUCGGCGUCAUUGGCGUCGCGCGGCAAAAGCCGACGCUCUACCGCGUCUACCUGCGUCUCACCACCGUGGCGGUGCUCGUCACGCUCGGCGUCUGCGCCGCCUUCUUUGCCGUGGCAGCGGCGCGGCAUGCAGCGGCGCUGCAGAGCUGCAUCGCCACGUAUGCCAACACGCCGCAGGGCGACGGCAGCGGCGUGUCCUUCUCGCAGACGAGCAGUGCGCUCGACUCGCUCGGCGAUACGAUUUGCAACAUCUGGCUCUGGGUGCAGGUGGGCACGAUGGGCCUGGUGCUGCUGCUCGUGGGCAUGACACAGCUAUACAUGCUCUUCCUCCAGCGCGCCUACGGCGCACAGCAGCGCGCCGCAUACACGGCGCACAAGUCGCUGCAUGCCGGCGGCGUCGACAUUCCCCUCUCGGCGCGCCUCGACGACGAGCGCGGUGGCGUCGAUGGCGACAACCACGCCUGGAGUGCGGCGCCCGCACAGCGCCUCUCCGACGAGUACGCAUACCCUGCCGCUGCGCCGUAUGGCGCCGCGGCGCGAGGAGGAGGAGCACAUGCAGACAAGGCGUACAAUCCGACGGGCGCGACGUACGCCGACGAAGAGCCCUACCAGCCGUAUCCGCAGCCGCAGUACGCACAUGCGGCGUAUGACUCGUACGGCGGCGCGGGACACCAUGCAGCGGCGCCAGGCGCGGCAGGGUAUGAGUCGUAUGGCGCGCAGGACGC